AUGUUUAACCGGUCUGUUUUCUAUGCCAUUGCGGGCGAGGAAGAAGAAAUGCAGCCUGUCAGGAUGGAAGCAGGCGGGAUAGAGUGCUUUCGCGUCCAGCGCGACUAUGUUGUGAUAAGCGGCAUGCAGGCUGGCUGCACAUGCUGCGAGCACACAAUAUGCGCGCACAUUCUAUCUGUGAUAAAAAGCGCGCAUGCAGACAGCGACGUGCUCGCUGGCAUUCUCAAGUCAAUAGUGCGCAAAGCAGCCGGGCUGGCCCCGCAUCUUUAG
Molecule: messenger RNA, 270 nt
Organism: Nematocida major
Lineage: Eukaryota; Fungi; Microsporidia
Exons: 1
Coding region: 1-270 (89 amino acids)
Molecular function (GO): zinc ion binding
Source: RefSeq, a predicted model, not a curated record